This is a messenger RNA of Eremothecium cymbalariae DBVPG#7215, 1068 nucleotides long. RefSeq lists its product as uncharacterized. Lineage: Eukaryota; Fungi; Ascomycota; Saccharomycetes; Saccharomycetales; Saccharomycetaceae. The record is from RefSeq and is a predicted model, not a curated record. The coding region runs from base 1 to 1068 and encodes 355 amino acids. The transcript has a single exon.
AUGGCAAGUACCAUUAACACUAGUAUUGUCAACAAUACGAUCAAGGAUGCAACAGUUUCUCAAGGUUACUAUAGUGUUUCUAGGGGGACUUUGCUAAGUCGUGAUGCAUACGCGGACAAAGAUACAGUCAAUAAUGAGAACUCGCUGAACCAGGAAGAAAGCGAAGCGACAGUGGCCAAUGUGAGGAUUUCCAAGCAUGGCCGCCAUCGAUUUAGAAGGUGGUUGAGCAAAAUAUACUACAGAGAAGAUAAUAAGGUACAAGAUGAUAAAUUUGAUGAGGAUUUGGAUCCAGAUUUCGGUAAUAACGUAGGGUCCAGUGCGAUAGCGACAGCGGGGACGACAGCGGGAAUGGAUGACGGAGAAUUCGACCUUGGCGUUAGUGCUAAAAUAGGUGGUAUAAGUAGUAGCAGUUUCCCGCAUACAACCAUAAAACUCGCCAAACUCUCCCAAUUAUCCUCAGACACAGGCUCUGAUACACAAGUAGAUCAACCUACUACAUUAGAUUUGGAGGAUUCUGGAAGCCUAAAAUUAAGGCCUUCCAAAAAAUUCCAUACUUUAAAGGAUUGGAUUCACAAGACAUUGAGAAGGAAACGCAACACGCUGCAAACAAUUCAUUAUCAAAAUGGAAUGGUUAUAUCAGAUAUAAGUUUCGACUCUGAGAGGCAGUGUCCAAAGAAAACUCCAAUUCCAAAGAGUUUGAGUCCAUUCAGGAGUAAGAGUACCCCUCCAACCCCUGCUCUGGCCCUCGGAAUUUCCUCAUCGGCACAACCGGGCAUCACUAUGUCUGAUACGGCGACAGAAAUAGAAUCAGAGUUUGAAGAAUCAGAUUCAGAUACAGAAAGAGAAAUCAAAGGACAACGCAUACAGAGACUAAUGGCACUGGAUACACAUCGAGUGCCUAGUCAAAGAACAAAUAUUGCUAGCUUCAAUAGCAUUGGUCAUCUUGGCGAUAUCGCCAUUAUGGAUGAUGAGGAAGAAGAUGGCGACAUGUACAUUAAAUUAAAGGAUAUUGGGCUCUCACCUACUAACGACUUUUACCGUGAACUAUACGCAAUCUGUAAUAUUUAA